Messenger RNA from Fundulus heteroclitus (mummichog), 2831 nucleotides. RefSeq lists its product as uncharacterized. The record is from RefSeq and is a predicted model, not a curated record. NCBI's taxonomy places the organism in Eukaryota, Metazoa, Chordata, Actinopteri, Cyprinodontiformes, Fundulidae. Bases 140 to 2740 code for a protein of 866 amino acids. The transcript has 4 exons.
GUCCCUGAAAGCUUUCACAACUUCUUGUCCGCAGUCAACGCUGGUUGAACUGCAGGUUGGCGUUGAAACUGACAGGGCAGCUCUGCACUUGUAGCUGAAAGGCUUUAGGGGACGCUUGCUGAGUGCAGCUGCAGCAGUCAUGGCUGCUGGCUUCAUGAUUUUAAGUAUACUGCUGUUUUGCCUACUAAAUGAGGUGACUGGUGCCUCUGGUUUGCCAGCAGUGAAUCCUGGGUACAAAGCAUGGCAGGAUGGAGGACCGAAACUGGAUGUACAUGGCUACCGUCGCCCUCUACAUUAUGUUCGCUCUCUGAGGCAGCCAAACAUUAACCCAGAACAUUUUAAUCCGUUUAAUGCAUGGCAAAACCCCCAAAGGGGCUUUGUCAAAGGUGUGAGCCCAAGGCAAAAUCUCAGGCAGGUGAGUCACCUUUGGCCAGAGAGGUCUCCUAUCCAACCUGCACCUCAUAGAAACUAUCCUUUGGUUCGCCCUCGAGGCUUUAAGGUCAGCCUGGAUCUUCCUUUUUUAGAACAAAGUCAAAGCAAAGUGGCUGACUCUACUAUAGGCUAUAGACCAAAUGACCCUAAGCUUAAAACCAUGUCAAAUGUUCAGUUUCAAAAUGGUUUGAGCAUUCCUAAGAUUCAAAGCCCUGAGGAAGAUUCCAAAAAGGAGCCAUUUGUUGGAAAGAACACCCAAGCUGUUCCCUCUUCUGGCUUCAACGUCAACAUUGCCAUUUCCCCAGCUGAAUCUAUCAAGCCAUUAAUCGCUGAUCAUAUUGAGUCCCUGGGAAAUGUUUUCCAGACUGGUUACACAGAGCCAGAGAAACAGUGGAGCUCCACUCAGACUGGACUGAAAUGGCCCACCAUCAGCCAAACGGCAAGUAAACCAACCAGAGAGCAGCUGGGUUCAACAUGGUCUGAUACUGGACCCAAGCAACCUCCACAGCAGCCUUAUGAGACAAUUUACAAGCAACCUACUCAUGAAAAACCAACCUUUUCAACACUAUCAAAUCAGCACAAAACUCCUCAGCAGAUGAACCAGGAGAAGCUUCCGACCAGACAGAGUGUGAGACUUGAAAUGCCAGAUCCAGCCAAACCUCUAUCCCCUCCUGUUAUUCAACAACUUGACCGUUUGGAUUUCCACCGACCCCAAACAAGCGUCACAAGAAAAGAUGACGAAACUGUUCAAUCACAUUCAAGACCACAGCAAUAUGUUUCUCCGUUACGACAUAAAUGGGAAUCUCUAAGUCAUAAAUAUGUUGGUGCUGGUUCUCCGAGUGGCGGUCAGACACAAAGUAGUCGCAGUACUUCUGGUGCUGAUGGUUUCAAAGAUUUGACAAAUAAUCAAAAAGGUGAAAAAGACAAGGAGGCUACAGUCCCACGCUUGCAGUUGGACAUUACUUUCCCACUAAAUAAUUUGUUGUCAAACUUUACUAAAGGCGAAGGUGGCUACUUGAAUAUCAAUCCUCAAAGUGUCGGGUCUCUUUUUAAGCAUUACAUGGAGGCAAAAAAACUUCCAUCAAAUACACUUCAGACUGGAUUGAACCAGCUAGUCUCAGAAUUUGAUUCUAGGCGCCAAAUGACAGGGCAUCCAGAGAGGAAAUGGCCAAUCUUAAAUCUUGAUGUAGGACCCCAACAAAAGAAGCAACCUUAUGUGCCUGUGCCUACUAAACCUAUAGACCAUAAGCUGAACUUUUCAUCCUGGUUUCCAAGUCAGAAAAUUAGCCAGGAGGAAACUGCAAGCACACUGAGUUGGGGACCUCAAAAGCCAAAAAUUGAAAACCCUCAAUUUCCAGUUCUGGCCAUAUCAAAAUAUCUUGUCGAUAUUGCACGACCCUCAGAAAGUGACAAAGCAAAAAUUAUCCAGCAAAUACCAUCCCUAUCUGAAAGAUUUCAGAGUUUGUACAGUUCUCUGCAGCCUGGCACCAGCAGCUAUGUUCAAGGUCAGAGAAAACCUUCAGUCCAUCCCCUUUCUGCUUCGACAUAUGACAGCAGUCCAUUUGAGCCAUCCAGUGAUUUUCAACAGAAUACUGAGAAAACUGAUUCAGGUUCAUCUCACCUGUCUUUCAAUUAUGGCCUCUCGCCCAUUAAUUCUCCAAAAUUAGAAACUGUUCCUGCAAAAAGGCCACAAACCUGGCAGAAACCACUUUCUUCUUAUUAUCAACAUCCGUACAACAGUGGGAGAGAAGCAUCUUAUGGCACUAAUUUUGAAACUGAACCAGUUUUGCACAUUAAGCCAAGUGGAUAUGAAACGCAAAAACUUCCUGUCCAAGACAGUUACAGAUACAACCAAGAUGGCAAACGUAAACUUGCAGACCUUAUUGCCACUGGUGGAGAUGCUACCUUUGGGCAGACCAGCCGGGGUAAAGGGAAUGGGAAGAACACUGCAGGAAAACCUUUUAACGUACAACCCAUGUGUGGACCUUCAUCCUCUGAGCUUAGUCAUCAAGGUUAUUUUACAGACCUCCUAUACCCUAACCAAAAUGCAAAACCCCAGCCUUGUAGUCAAAUGCCUUGCAUGGGUAGAGAAGGCAACUGUUUAAAAGAACCCAAGAAGGAGAGCUCUAAUUUGCCGCUGCGUGUCAAUUAUUCACCCAAGGCAGAGACCACUUCCAUUUCUGUCCCUUAUAGCACUUUUGAACAAGUUUUUUCCCAAUCAAUGAACCAGCCUCGUCACAACGGCUUUAGGCUCCAGCAAUACCCUGUUGGACAAGGACAUCCCCAGCAGCCUACAAGGUUCAAGUGAAGUCAGUCAACAACAUGGCCAUUGCAUAUCAGUUUUGGACCACUGCCAUCAGCCAGUUGCAAAAUGUCCCAAUAAAACUUAAAAUAACUUU